AUAUUUAUUAGUUUAUAAUUGGAUUAUUUUUUUGAAAAAUAUUUUAUUUUAUUUUUAAUUUUGAAAUGUUAUUUUUAUAUUUUUUGAAUUUUUCAAAAAAUUGAUUUUUUUAAGUUUUUUCGAAUUUUCUAUGUAUUUUAUUUUUUAUUUAAAAAAAAUAAAAAAAAGAAGAAAAAACCCGACACGUCAUCACAAAAUGAACAGUACAUGUCACCUAGUUGACUUGGUAAACAAAUAAACUGCAUUGGAGGUUUGUUAAGAUAAAAAUGUCACUUUCAAAGUUUAAAGUGUUCGUAAAAAACAUUCAGUGUUUAAAGUGCGAGAAUAUGACACUCUCAGGGUUUAAAAUGCGAUUUUCCCAUUAAAUGAAAUAUAGUUUUGUGAUUUUGAGCUUCAAAAGCUAGAUUGGAAAGAAAAACUUGGUUUCACGCUAUUUGAGGCCAUUUUCUCUAUCUUUUAAGUAUGAUAGUAAUUAUCUAACAAUACUAAAAGGGGAAUAUACUCAACUCUUAAGCAGUCCACGUGUGCAUUUUUAUUCAACCAAUUAUGUUCUAUAGUUUUGCCAUGUCAGACAAUCUGAUCUUCUAAAUUCCACGGACAAAUCCAACUUGCAGCAAAAUCAGGCCAUGUAAUUUAUUAAAGCAGGCCAUGUAAUUCAUUUUGUCAUCAUUCUGAGCCGCAUAGGAAGCUCAUCAAAACUAUUAAGUUUCUUAUUUGUACUAACACGACAUGUCUCUUGCUCUUCGUAUUUCGAACUUCGACGUUCUGAUUCUCCGGCGUAACGGCUUCUCCACCACUUCGAUUCAUCAAAGCCUCAUUACUAUAACACUCCAAUGGCAACUUAACGAUUUAAUUCCACCAAAUUCACCCUAUAUAUCUUACUCACGUCUCUCACGAACUACUUCUCCAACUCCGAUCCGAUGAGAACGAUUCUUGGUCGGACAUAUAUCAUGCUGUGAUCCAUCGCUAUUUUUUUUUUGAACGACCAAGGUGAUCCGUCGCUUCCAAUAAGGUAUUCUGAUGCUGCAUUCCCAUUACUUCUUAUAUCCUUUUUACUAUCCCUUUAACAAAAAUAAAGUUGCCAUCCACUUUUAUGUAGGCGAGAGCCAGCGGAAGAGGUAGGCUUAAAACUCUUACCGGUUGCAUUUGAGAAGAUAUUCCUCUUUCUGCAGUAAUGGUUUGUUUGCAAUUUCAAUUGCUUGGCCUGUGAGAUGCAUGUUCUCUCUUUUCAUAAAUAUUUAGUUUGUAGCUCAAAGUGUUUAGCUUGAUUGGUAUGGUAGUCGCAUCUUUAAGCUAACUUGGUUUCUCUUACUGAAAUAACCACGCUGAUUUAUUACUCUAACAAGUCUCACAGAGAUAUAAUUCUUAUGUGCCAUCGGGUUGCUUUUCUUUUAUAUACUUUUUAGUGUGUCAUAAACGAUUUAAAAUUCAUAAAUAAUGAGUUCAAUAAAGUGUUAUGCAUCCAUUCCCGUUACAACUUCAAUCUACUUUUCUCAUAUUUUUUUCUUAGUCGUGAUAUUAGUUUUUCAUAAAAUAUCAUAAUAGUCUAUGAUAAAAUUUUGUGUUUUGACCAAAGUUACAUUAUCUGUGUAUUUGAAUAUUAUGGAAAUUAUGAUUUUUUUUAUAAAUUUAAUAAAAUUAAAAAAAAAUUCUCCUAAUUGUAAAAAAUUUCAAAUCACAUUAAUUAAUUUUCGUUAUAUUCAUUUUUAUUCACUUAAUUUUUAGAUGUAUAGUGAAUUUUUAUUCACAAGAUAAAUAAUCAGAAAUCAAAUAAAUUAGUGAGUAUUAUAUAUGACUAAAGAAAAAAAAAUGAAUCAACUAAUUUAAAAAACUACAGAAAAUUAAAUAAAAUUCAUCUAUCAGUUGUCCCAGACGAAUUUUUGCAGGUUUUAACAGAUUUUUAAAUAACAGGUUUUAGAAGAAAAAAAUUGGAUUGCAUAUCCAAUAACCAAAUUAUUGGGUUGAUCACGGAUACAAGUCAAAUUUAAAGUUAUUGGCUCUAUGAUAUGUUUAUAAAAAAAUAGUAAACAUUGUUUUUUACCAUUUGUAUUAAUAUUUAAAAAUAAUUCAAAUUUGUAUAAAUAUUUUUCUCCAACUUUACUUAACUUUUUUUGUUUACCAAACUGUCUUUUUAAUUUUGAAUAUCAUUACUUUCCACUUCACUUGAGAUGUCUCUAUGUAUAUUGAUCCCCUAUUGUUAAAUAUAAUUUCAAGACUCUUUUGGUCCAAUAAUUAACAAAGAUAUCAUUAAUACAUAUUUUAUAUUUAAUAAUUUACAGAAAACAUGAUUUAUACAUAUUAAUUAAAGCAAAUAUAUAGAAACUAAAAUACUGAAAAACUUAUUAGAUAUAGUCCGCGCCCUGCGCGGGAUGAGAAGAUUUAAAGAGAUUUUUGAAUCAAUAGGUAUUAGAAAGUUAAUAGUCUUAGAAAGAAAUAUUACAUGUUAUAUAAUAAGGGGGAUUAACGAAAGUGUGUAUGUCUAUAUAAAUUAAGCUUGGAUCUAAAAAAAAAAAGUUGUGUAUUUGUUUUGUUUAAUUAAAGUAUAUUUCGUGGAAAUGAAUCCAUGAGAGUAAGCAAAAAACUUAUAUAAAAUAAAUUAUGAAGUAAAGAUAAAAACGAAACAAAAGCAAUAAAAUUAUUGUUUUCAUAAACUAAAUUAUAAAUAUAAAAUAAAAUGAAACAUAAGCAAAAUAAUACUAAAAUAUGAAAGAAACAAAAUAUAAUAUAGGAUACUACUUUACGGAUGAGGAGAUGUAAGGGGGUUAUUGGCCAAAGAAUUUAGAGGAGUUAUUAAAUUUUGAGAUUCCUUUGUUAUUGGUUUGUGAAUUUAAAAAAAUUAAUUAUUGCUCCAGGGUCUUAUGUUACUAUAUUUAGAAAUUAAAAAUAAUCGUUACUAUAUUUGAAAUCCCAUAUCUCAUUAACAUUAAUUUAGAUUUACUGUGUCAAGAAGUACAUUAAUUACUGUGUCAAGAAACACUAAGACAUGAUAAGCAGUACAACUUACUUAAUGCGGAGCAGCGUGCGAUCUAUGAAUCAGUCUUAGAGUCUUUUGAUAAAAAAGAGGGAAAACUUUUCUUUGUAUAUGGCGCAGGGGGCACAGGAAAAACAUUCCUAUACCAGACUAUUAUAUCCAGACUUCGCUCAAGAAAACAAAUCGUCCUACAAGUUCUUCUUCGGGAAUAGCCGCAUUGCUACUGCCAAACGGGAGAACAGCUCAUUCUCGCUUCAAUAUUCCGUUGAAGCUCGACGAAGAUAAGCUCUGCAACAUCAAACCAGGUACAAUGCUGGCUGAACUAAUUGAGGAAACGGACCUCAUAAUUUGGGAUGAGGCACCUAUGACACACAAGCAUGCUUUUGAAGCAUUAGACAAGACUUUGAAGGACAUAAUGUCUAUGAAAAAUCCACCCGCAAAGAAUCAGCCUUUUGGCGGCAAAACAGUUAUGUUAGGUGGUGAUUUCAGAUAGAUCCUACUGGUCAUUCCACAAGGUAGUAGAGCUGAUAAUGUAUUAGCUUUGAUAAGCCAUUCAUAUCUAUGGAAUAGCUGACAAAAGUUCUCUUUGAAAAAAAAUAUGCGAGUCAAUCAGGAUGAGAAAGAGUUUUCCGAGUGGCUUCUCAAGGUCGGGGAAGGUCGUCUUGAGACAGGACAAGAAUAUGAGGAUGAUGGUUACCAUGAUCAAUUCAUAGAUAUCGAUGAAUCUUUGAUUCGUCAAGGUUUUGUUGACCCAUUGGAAGGAGUUGUUGAUGCCGCAUAUGGGGAAAUCAACAAACCGAUGGAUUCCCAGACUUCCUAUACUGAUAAAGCUAUCCUCACACCCCGUAGUGAAACCGUCGAUGAAAUCAAUGCUUACACCAUCUCACGGACCGACGGGGUAUCAAGAGAUUACUUCAGCUCAGACAGUUUUGAGUUAUCAGAUACUACAUCAGAUCAAAAUGAUACAUUAUACUCUUUUGAGUAUCUCAACUCAUUAGAAUUCUCGGGUUUGCCUUCGCACAAACUAACUCUGAAAGUUGGUGCCCCAGUUAUGCUUCUGCGAAACAUAAAUCAGAAAAAGGGAUUGUGCAAUGGUACACGAAUGAUCCUAACACAUGUUGGCGAUCGCGUUCUGAAGGCCAAAAUAAUCACUGGCUCCCACAUUGGAGAAGAGGUCUUGAUCCCAAGAAUUGUGCUUUUGUAUGAUGAAACAAAGUUACCGUUCAUAUUACGUCGGCGGCAAUUUCUUAUCAGAUUGUGCUACGCAAUGACAAUCAACAAAAGCCAAGGCCAGAGUUUAAAAGAGGUCAUUUUAUAUCUGCCUAAACCGGUCUUCUCUCAUGGUCAACUUUAUGUGGCCCUCUCACGUGUCACUAACAAAGCAGAAUUAAAGAUCAUCAAAACCGAAGAUUCCCAACAUCUGAAAGUGAAGAACAUAGUCUACAAAGAAAUAUUCAAAGGUCUUCCUCCCGCCAAAGGUAAUUUAAAAUAACUUAUAGUUUUUACUCCCAUCAUUUUUCGAAGUCUUCUGAUAAAAUACUAUAUU
Messenger RNA from Brassica napus (rape), 4517 nucleotides. Its product is annotated as ATP-dependent DNA helicase pif1-like. The coding region runs from base 3570 to 4463 and encodes 297 amino acids. The transcript has a single exon. Lineage: Eukaryota; Viridiplantae; Streptophyta; Magnoliopsida; Brassicales; Brassicaceae. The record is from RefSeq and is a predicted model, not a curated record.